AUGUUGCUUGUUGAGGAAGGCUUAUUGUCCCUCAUUGCUAGUCCUAGAGGAACCUAUAUUCCUUUUCAUGCUCUCUAUGUUGAUGAUGUUAUGAUUUUCUGCAGAGGUAAUCUUUCUAACUUCAAAGCUCUCAAGAAUUUGUUUAGGCUUUAUGGUGAGAUUUCUGGCCAGCUCAUUAAUCAGG
Trifolium medium is the source of this 184-nucleotide messenger RNA. The record is from the annotation of a GenBank genome assembly. Lineage: Eukaryota; Viridiplantae; Streptophyta; Magnoliopsida; Fabales; Fabaceae.